Colletotrichum lupini is the source of this 2487-nucleotide messenger RNA. Its product is annotated as RNA recognition domain-containing protein 2. Gene Ontology annotation, molecular function: nucleic acid binding. The record is from RefSeq and is a predicted model, not a curated record. Lineage: Eukaryota; Fungi; Ascomycota; Sordariomycetes; Glomerellales; Glomerellaceae. The coding region runs from base 1 to 2487 and encodes 828 amino acids. The transcript is spliced from 14 exons.
AUGAAGACGAAGCUCGUGUGGCAGGCUCCUUCCGUUCGCUGCCUCCAUGAAGGGCAGGUUCUUUCCUUCUCAACUUGCGCUGCACCAACAUCCACCCUCGCACACCUCAUAUUUCACAUUUUCCCACGAAGCCCCCAGACUCAUACACAUCUCUCCUACUUCCACCCCGACUACCUGACAUUACCUACCUGGCCAUCUUUGUCGGCGCAUAGCACGCGUAGGCCCACGCAUCCUCAACUUGUCCUGAACUUUCGCUGGGCACGGCUGCCUCGCGGGCAAGCAACAGAGUUCAAUCUUCUGCCUGUUGCGUUGAGACUCAAGCCUGUCAACUCCAUCUAUCAUCCCCCGGGUCUCGGUAACAAGAUGGCCCAACCCCAUGAGAACGUCAUGUUUAACCCUUCUUCGCCUCACUCCUCUGUCGGCGCUGCCGAUUCCUUCAAGGGAACACCUGACACAAGGUUGACCGCCUUCUCCCCAGAGGAAAGCGCCACCAGGUCCUCUCGUCUUCUCAAAUCAAUUGUGCAAGCCUCGCCAGAGACCACUCCCUCGAGAUUUCCCUCGAGUGCCUUUGGCAAUGUCUUGUCUAGUGCCGAGAAGGACCCUUUCAUCACUACAAGUUCAAACACUUGCCAUCAGAAGCUGUCGCCGACUGCCUCUACUUUCCAGCCCUUCUCUUCACCGCUGGACAAGAACGCUGAAUUCGCAAUUCUCGACAGAGACAGGCAAUCAGCUUCCAGCGUCUUUCCAACUGGAGUUAGGGAUGUUGGUGAACUCUCGGAAUGUCUCAUAAUCGGCUCCAAAAACCGAAACAUUGGCAUCACCGAUCUGAAUACUUGUCUCGUGAAACUCCAGCGACUUGGUCUCUCACUCCAAGAACCGCGACAGAUCUUCCACAGGGGAGGGCGAAUCUCCGUCCAGUUCAGCGACAUUCGUGACGCCGUUUUGGUCCACGACAACGUUUAUCGAGUCGAGGCUGACUUUGAAAUCGACUAUCUGUCAAAUGUUGACUUUUCAGAGCUUGCCAUUAGGAACAGAGUCAAGUCUGGAGCUUGGGUCGCCAUUGUUGCCCUAGCUAUUCCUCCCUGUCCACUCGACGUUAUCCGCACCGAAGCAGUUCUCAAGCGCAUGCUGCAGUCGCGGGGCCAACUCUCGGCAUACCAUGCUCAGCAGAAGAAUGAUCCUUCGGUAUACAGAGCUAUCAUUCAGUUCAGUGACCAGGCAGAAGCUGCCACAGCCGUGGUUAUGUUCAACAACAUAAUUGUCGAAGUAAGCUCAUCGAGCGCUGGCAAACUACACGGGGACAACGUUGGAAGUGAGCUAAUCAUUUUCAAGGGGAUCCACAUCACCCUGUCGCUUUUGGACGAAAACGAGAUUCCUCAUGCGGCUCAAGAUCCCCAAGACGGCCCGACCGACGACCACAGCCCAACCACGCCUAGGCACGAUCUGACAAGUGCCCUUCAUGCACUUUCUCUCUCCAAUCAAGCUAAUUCGAUGCCUCUCAUGCCUCAGGGAGUGUCCAUACCCGUGCCUGGAUCUCCAUACCCCCCUCUCGGUAUCCAGGUUUCCCCUCUGGCGAUGUGGCCCAUCUUGUGCCAGCCGCAGUUUCAGCCAGGUACAGCAUACGUUCUGAAUGAUGGCCAGCGCCUCUCGCCGCCUACGUCUACAUCCGACUCAGCGAGGUAUCAGUUCACGAACCAUCUUUUCUCACAGCCUUCACCGAGCAUGCCAAUGAUGGGAUCGAUGUCUCCUGGCACCAGAGCCGAGCCCCGAAGGCAGAAUGCAGCCAGAGUCAACAGAUCACCCUAUUAUAAUGUUGCUAGCCACCACAACCACGUCGAUGUGAACCGCAUCCGUGAAGGAACAGAUGUUCGCACCACGAUCAUGCUUCGCAACAUUCCGAACAAAGUAGAUCAAGCAAUGCUCAAGCGGAUCGUUGAUGAAUCUAGCUGGGGCAAGUAUGACUUCAUGUAUCUCCGGAUUGAUUUCGCCAAUGACUGCAAGUCGCUAACCACGAAGGACUCCCUCAGUGUCGGAUACGCUUUUAUCAAUUUCGUGGAUCCGUUGGACAUCAUUGAUUUCGUCAAUACCAGAGGUAACCAGAGAUGGAACUGUUUCAAGAGCGACAAGGUCGCUGAAAUUUCCUAUGCUACCAUUCAGGGCAAGGAUUGUCUUGUCCAGAAGUUCAGAAACAGCUCCGUAAUGCUCGAAGCAACGCAUUAUCGUCCCAAGCUGUUCUACACUUGCAAUGGGCCCGUCCCAGAGCUCGCGGGAGAGGAGGAGUCUUUUCCAGAGCCAGACAACCAGUCGAAGAUGAAACGAAGCUGCGAAAAUGCAGAACACGUUGGGCUUUUCACACCCAACGCUGGACAGCAUUUCCGCGACGAGCAACGCCGCAGACGCUCGCAGUAUGACCGAGGUACCAGAUUGGCCGCCCUCGAAGAACAUGACUUCGAAGCAUCUAUGCAGCCAUACAUGUAUCAUGCUUAA